Messenger RNA from Seriola dumerili (greater amberjack), 2257 nucleotides. Its product is annotated as serine/threonine-protein kinase MAK-like. The transcript has 14 exons. The record is from RefSeq and is a predicted model, not a curated record. NCBI's taxonomy places the organism in Eukaryota, Metazoa, Chordata, Actinopteri, Carangiformes, Carangidae. Gene Ontology annotation, biological process: intracellular signal transduction; intraciliary transport; protein phosphorylation. Gene Ontology annotation, molecular function: protein serine/threonine kinase activity; ATP binding. The coding region runs from base 144 to 2147 and encodes 667 amino acids. Gene Ontology annotation, cellular component: cilium; cytoplasm; nucleus.
UGGUAAAGGGUGACCACUCAUGUUUUAUGUCUGUGCUUCUACAGUAAAAGCUGUAGAGUAGCCUGACAGUAGCAGAAGGAUAGAGCAGAGUCGAGGGCCGUUAAGUCACUGAUCUGUGGCGGGAUGUUUCUCCUGUGCUUACAAUGACCAACUGUUGGACUGUGUGGGACUGUCAAGGCUCCUCGGUGAAGGGGAGGCCGGGCUCUCUGUGGACGAUGAACCGCUACACCACUCUCAAGCAGCUUGGGGACGGCACCUAUGGCAGCGUGCUCCUGGGCAAGAGCAAUGAGACUGGGGAGCUGGUGGCCAUAAAGAGGAUGAAGAGGAAGUUUUAUUCUUGGGAUGAAUGCUUGAAUCUGAGAGAAGUGAAGUCUCUGAAGAAGCUAAACCAUACCAAUGUGGUGAAACUGAAGGAAGUCAUCAGGGAAAAUGACUAUCUCUACUUUGUCUUUGAGUACAUGAAAGAAAACCUCUAUCAGCUCAUGAAAGAAAGGGAAGAUAAGAUGUUUUCUGAAAAUGAGAUAAGGAACAUUCUGUUCCAAAUAUUGUCUGGCUUAGCAUUUGUGCAUAAGCACGGGUAUUUCCACCGUGAUAUGAAACCGGAGAACCUGCUCUGCAUGGGCCCAGAGCUGGUUAAGAUUGCAGAUUUUGGACUAGCAAGAGAAAUCCGCUCCCAGCCACCUUACACAGAUUAUGUGUCCACGAGAUGGUACCGAGCCCCAGAGGUUCUGCUCAAGUCCAGCUCCUACAGCUCACCCAUCGACAUCUGGGCCGUGGGCUGCAUCAUGGCAGAGCUCUACACUCUCAGACCCCUGUUCCCCGGCAACAGCGAGGUGGACGAGAUAUUCAAGAUCUGUCAGGUGCUGGGAACGCUGAAGAAGUCGGACUGGCCUGAGGGUUUCAACCUGGCGCUCUCUAUGAACUUCCGCUUCCCAAAGUGUGUCCCCACCAGCCUCAGAUCCCUGAUCCCCAACGCCAGCAACGACGCCAUCACACUGAUGAAAGACAUGUUGCAGUGGGAUCCUGAGAAAAGACCAAGUGCUGCUCAGGCUCUGCGGUAUCCAUACUUCCAUGUCGGCCAGGCGCUCGGUGCUCCUUUGAAGUACUCAGAGCAUCACAAGGCUCACGCAAGGACGUUUGAGGUGGCUACAGCCAAACCAAAGCCUCUGUCCCUCUGUAAGACAGACCUGGAGUCCGGAGAACCGAGCAAGACCCAGGCAGAUCCACAGACCUCCAUCCAACAUCUACAUCAGCCGCUAGAGGAGAUUAACCUUCCUCAGGACAACAUGGAGUCAAGCAGACAACAAGCAACACCGGGGCAGCAGGAACCUCUCAGCCUGGUGAAAAACAGGCAGCCGAUGAGCUGGCACACUCGAGCAGCAGCCACUGGAGCAGAGAACGCUGUAUCCAGAGUCAGGACGGGACGUAGACGAUGGGGCCAGACGUCUUUCAAGUCAGUCGACAGCUGGGAUGAAGGUGACGACAAGGACGCUGGGGUUUCCAUCUCCAAGAAACCCACCAUCAGCUCUCUGAAAGACAGGACACUUGAAGGGCACAGCUGCCGAUUUCCACAGUCAAAGAUCAAUACAGUAAAGUUACCGAGCAAGACUGGGCUAAACAGAACUGACUCCACUGUCCUGUCAGCCAAGCAGCACUACCUCCGCCAGUCCAGAUAUCUGCCAGGUGUAAAUCCAAAAAGCAACUCCUCAGUAGGAAGCCAGAUUGCCAGCAGAAACCUGUGGGACAGAGGACAGGGCCUGGAGUUCUCUUUUAAUAAAGAAUCCUUCAUGAGCAACACCAACAAUCCAACCAAGACGUAUAUAUCAGCUUUUCAGAGGACGGAAACAGGAGCAGCUCGACACAGGAUCACACUGGCACCGAUUGAAGGCACCUCUGCUAUUGAUCUUUCCUCGGCUGCUGAUCUAAGAAUUGACUCUAAAAUCAAAACAUGUAAGAACAAGAUCUCUUCAAAUAAACUUCUGCCCUCAAAUGAAGAGUAUGAAGGAGGGAGCAGCAGAUCUCUGAAUCCUCAGAUCCCUGGAUCCAGCACCAGCUCUGUGGGGAAGAAAAUGUUAUCACGGAGCACAAACCUCCAGCCGGUGCAUGGACGAGUUGACUGGGCCGCCAAAUAUGGAGGUCACCGGUAGCACAGCAGAGCGCUCUGCUCCACCAGUGACUCCCACUGAACCAGGAAAUACAGACUUGUUGGCUGCUGCCAACAGUGGGCAGCAAUAUUUCUUACUACUCUGUUGUUACA